Olea europaea var. sylvestris is the source of this 1110-nucleotide messenger RNA. Its product is annotated as serine/threonine-protein kinase D6PKL2-like. Gene Ontology annotation, biological process: protein phosphorylation. Gene Ontology annotation, molecular function: ATP binding; protein serine/threonine kinase activity. Gene Ontology annotation, cellular component: cytoplasm; plasma membrane; nucleus. The annotation marks the transcript as partial. The record is from RefSeq and is a predicted model, not a curated record. NCBI's taxonomy places the organism in Eukaryota, Viridiplantae, Streptophyta, Magnoliopsida, Lamiales, Oleaceae. The transcript has 2 exons.
UCUCGAAACUCCAUUUGACCAUCCCUCCCUUUUAGAACACUUUUAAACUCCCAUUUUUUCGUGAAGUCAUUUCAUCAAACAUUGUAACAGCUAUUAUUCUCGAUCAUGAGUAAAUCUUGUGAUAAGAGCUCAAAUGAUGAACCCAUUUCAUUGGAAGUGAGCUUUGAGGAUCUUAGCAUCAAUAACAGUCCAAGCAUUGAUUUUUGUAGCAGUACUGUAACUGGGUCUGAUAAUGUUAGUGUAGGCAGUAGUAAAAUAAGUGAUGCAGGUUUGGUGGAUUUUAAGAAUGUUAAGGUGAAUGAAGGUGAGGAAGAAUAUGUGAACAGUGGGAAGAGUAGUUUAAGUUCCGUUAGUAUUUGUAAUAGUGUGGACGUGAAUGAAGCUAGUUUUAGGAGUGUUUGGUCAUCAAAACCUCACGGGGGGAAUGACUCGCGGUGGGUUGCAAUACAAAGUGUGCAGCCUAGAGAUGAAGAGUUGGGUAUAAGGCAUUUUAGGCUUCUGAAGAAAUUGGGGUUUGGGGAUAUUGGGAGCGUUUAUUUAGCGGAGUUGAGGGGUACGGGAUGCCUAUUUGCUAUGAAAGUAAUGGAUAAAGGGAUGUUAGUCAAUAGGAAGAAAGUUGUAAGAGCUCAAACUGAGAGGGAUAUCUUAAGUUUAUUGGAUCAUCCUUUCCUUCCUACGCUUUAUUCACAUUUUGAGACGGAGAAGUUUUCGUGUUUGCUCAUGGAGUUUUGCAGUGGUGGAGACCUGCAUUUGCUUAGGCAGCGUCAACAGGGCAAGCAUUUCUCAGAGCAAGCAACAAGGUUUUAUGCUUCAGAAGUGUUGCUAGCUCUUGAGUAUCUGCACAUGAUGGGAGUUGUAUACAGGGACUUGAAGCCUGAAAAUGUUUUGGUGAGGGAAGAUGGACAUAUUAUGUUAUCAGAUUUUGACUUAUCACUAAGAUGCUACGUGAAUCCCACCCUUGUUACAUCCAGCAAUGAUCCAUCUUGUGCAAUCUCUUCAUAUUGCAUUAAGCCAUCAUGCAUUGAUCCAGCUUGCAAAUUCCCAGUUUGUGUAGAGCCUUCUUGUUUCCAACCCUCUUGCUUUAAACCUCGACUUUUUAACUCAAAAACA